Molecule: messenger RNA, 2166 nt
Organism: Rhododendron vialii
Lineage: Eukaryota; Viridiplantae; Streptophyta; Magnoliopsida; Ericales; Ericaceae
Product: serine/threonine-protein phosphatase 7 long form homolog
Exons: 5
Coding region: 1-2166 (721 amino acids)
Biological process (GO): meristem development; meristem maintenance
Source: RefSeq, a predicted model, not a curated record
AUGGUUCUUCAGGAGGGGCUCAUUGACGAGAGUUUGUUAACUUAUCAGCAAAGUCAUCGCUCCCAUUCUAUAUGGGCAAAUAAUGGAGAGCCUCCAGUAGAUUCGAAACCUCUAAAAGUACGACAAAUUAAAGCUAGACUGAAGAAGUUGGACCCCCCGUCGCCACCAGUUUUACAAUUGAUUAGGCAGGCUGGUUUUGGUGGUGUCAUAGAUAUAUCGUUUAUCUCUCUUGACCUUGGCCUCAUGACAGCUUUACUAGAGCGUUGGCAGCCGGAGACCCACUCGUUCCACUUGCGCACGGGUGAGUGGUCUGUAACUUUGCAGGACGUGGAGGUUUUGCUCGGGCUGCCUGUUGAUGGUGAACCUAUAAUCGGGACAACCAAUGAAGACUGGGGUCCAUUAUGUCAGCGGUUGUUAGGGAUAGAGCCGGUAAAUAAAGUAGAUAGAAAAGGUGGUAAGGUAAAGAUGAGCUGGUUACGGGAACAUUUUAAUGGGCAUUUGGUGGCAGGGUAUACGGAGGAAAAUGUUCAGCAACAGGCCCGGGGUUAUAUUCUCCAGUUGAUAGGUGGAGUGUUGAUGUCCGACCACUCAGGGUCCCAAGUCCACCUAGCUUACUUAACCCUCCUUGAAGACUUGACGAUUGUGCGGGGUUGGGGCAGUGCUUGCCUCUCAAAUCUUUACCACUAUCUGUGCCACGGUUGUAAGAGUGGUAAGGACAACGUGGGUGGGGCAUUCAUUCUCCUACAGCUAUGGGCUUGGGAGCGGUUUCCUUUUAUUGCUCCUAGACGUUUGGGUACGCGUCAGCGUCCACCAGGUUCUCCUCUUGGUGCACGGUGGGAUGAUCAUUUUCACUCACUGGAUUUGUCAACCCAUGUUGUUGGAUAUUAUAGACAUUAUUUUGACAUGCAAAGGCCGGAUGAGGUGAUUUGGAGACCGUACAGUGACGAGUUAAUUGCUAGCCUUCCUCCAAGUUGUCGUGCUGGAAGGGCAAUUUGGAUGGCGAAGGUCCCAUUGUUGAAUUUUCCAAUGGUGCAAAUGCACAUGACAGAUAGGGUGAUGCGACAGUUUGGGCGUCGACAAACAAUCCCUGCUCAUUGUAAUUGUAGGCAACCACCGCAUGGAAAGGACUGGAAGGCUGGGCAAAAGGAUUACCGGCAAGACCACCAUGCUGAGUUGGAGAUGUGGAAUCAUAGGUUGGAACAUAUUGUACCUACUGGAGAGCCGGACUCUCAUGAGUAUGCCUAUCCUGCCAAUGAUCCUCAUGUUACUUGGUACGAGAGGAUUACGGUACAAUAUAUUAGUCGACUAGGUGGAGGAGCAGACAAGGCGAUUAGAUUGUUUGAGAGGCUAAUGACAGUGCAGACAAUGGAGGAUAUUGGCUUAGAUGAGCUUCGGUCUAUUGGGGAGGAAGGAGUUGGGGCGAUGUUGUAUUUGGAGAAGUGGUUGCGUAAAAGGCCCCCAAUUGAGCCUAACCAGCCUCAAGCAGAAGGCGUGAAUGUGGCAGAAAAGGUUGACCUCUUACAGGACCCUGCGAUUGAGGUGGAUAAUGCUGUAGCGCAAAAGCCGGUGGACCCAUUCAUACACAAUGAUGCCAUACCGGAUACAGUGGACGUCGGGACUACUUCUGCACCGCAAGAUGCAGAUGGGGGUUCUGUGUCUUCCUCCUUUACGGCACAUAUAGGGAGUGUGCCAAGCUACCCAUUCACGCCUAUGUUUCAAAGUACUUCUCCGCUACCGGUUCACACUGAUAUGUCUUUCGACCCUCAAGAAUGGUUCGAUUGCCCUUUGCAAAACGUAGGAGGUCUGGACACAACUUUUCUUGGCAGGUCAGUGUUAAAGAGGAAGGAGACAUUGGAUGGGAAUGAUGGUGGCAGUUCAGAUGCACCUCCCAACCCUCAAUUGGGAGAUGACUUAGUGGGUACGGGUGGUCACCCCACGGUGGAGGGGGAUGCAGAGGUGCCUGUAAAGCUCGAUGUUCAGGGCAAGCAGGGUGAGGGAGAUGGGGUUGUGACGCAGGCGCAUGUUGUGGAGCAGGAAGUUCAGGAGGAGCAAGAUGGCACCCCACCGUUUGUGCCACGUAGGAGUCAGCAUCAACCACAUCCUGCAGCGUGUGGUACAGGAAGUCACAAACUGUUGCAUUAUUCUAAGCGUAGGAAGGACAUGUAG